GACUUUCCCGAACUUUACGAUCUCGAUUUUGCUGGUAUUAAAGUAUCACUGCCGACAUGCUUGAGAUGCGGGUGGAGCUCGGUUACCGCGACAACAAUUUCUUGAAACCAGCCCACUUUCCAACUGGUGUUACGCCACCUCCACUAUUACAUGCUUCAUCUCUUGAACUGUUCUCACCCCCUGUGCUGUCCCCACCCCCCACAAAGCAACCACGCCUAAAUGCCCCAGGGGGUAGCUACCUGUCGCAGGGCUUUUGUCGAGAACCAGGUCUGAUGAUUCCACUGUAUCAUUGUAACCAAAGUGAGGCUUCAGCCGGGAUGUUGAAAAACAAUGACAGUAAAGUGACUGCUUUUGCAAGUUCAGCAAGGCAUUCAGUUUCAGAGGAGCACCUGUUCUUUCAUGAAAAGUGUAACCGCAUAAGUCACAGUAACGCAUGGUGUCGUUCCAACUCUUCACAGGAACAUGGCAUGAUGGAAGAAGAGGGGCACCAGGACGCAGCCAUCAACCUGUCUACUGGACGAGACGCUGUCAGAGACGCUGCCAGAGACGCUGCUAGAGACGCUGCCGCCAUUGGGGCAGCACUUCUCAAUGGAGACGCCAGAAAUGGCGACCUGCAUCACGAAUCACGUCAGAUCUCAGAAUCUCCUCAGGGUGUUCCUCCUGGGAAGAACUCCUCCAGCCUAGUGGGAGCUGCUAAACGGAAGUUGAAGUCUGCAUCAGACUCGUCUCCGCUGCUGACCAACCUAUCCCAGCAGCCCUUGCUGAUGAUGGCUGCACAACACGGCCUCUCCCCGCAGCAGGUGCAGCAGCUACUGCAACAGCAAGGUGUUUCCCCGCAACAGCUGCAGCAGAUGAUGCAACAACAGCAGACGUUGAUGUUACAACAUCAACAGCAGCAGCAGAAGCUUCAUGAGCAGGUGCUCCAUCAGCUCAACGAGCAACUACAGCUGAAUGUCCUCCAGCAAUCUCAGCUGAUCCAGCAGCAGCAGCAGCAAGAUAAGCAGAAGAGUGGGAAGCAUGCGCAGCAGCAGUUGCAGCAACUGGCCAUCCAGCAGCAACAGCUGAUUCAGCAAAUCCAGCAGAUCCAGCUCCAACAACGGCAGUACCUCCUGGCCUGUCUCGUUCAACCCUUCAGUGGGAUGCCACAAGGAAUGAUGUCUCCUGCCGAAAUUCAGCAGUUGUGGAAGGAAGUGGCAGCACAGUCAGGACUUGAAGAAACACCCAAAAAUGGUUUGACAAUACCCACAAUUCCAAGUGUAACGAGCGCACCUAGCGUGACUGUUCCUCCCCAGACAACUGUGAUACAAGCUCCCUCAUAUAUGACCAAUGGUGGAAUUCCAGUUGAUGGAUUCUUAUUACCAGGUAUCGCUCCCCUCAACCAGGCUGCACCAAUCAGCAUCCGCCAUAACGACAGUGCCAAGGCUCAAAUUGGCAGUGAGGCCAUCAACGGGGCUGCCCCGCCCAGCAACCCUCUCUUCCGACACAGUGUGUGCAAGUGGCCAGGUUGUGACACACCUUGUGACGACUACCAUGCAUUUACGAAACACUUGAACAGUGAGCAUGUGUUGGAUGAUAGAAGCACUGCACAGGCGAGAGUGCAGAUGCAGGUCGUCAGCCAGCUGGAAAUACAGUUGUCCCGAGAGAAAGAGAUGUUACAGGCAAUGAUGCAGCAUCUCCACAUGAAGCCUCCCCAGCAACGUCAGCAUUCGCCGCAGCCCCCUCCACAACCAUCGCAACCACAGCUGAUACCACAGGAAGUGAAGCCUGAGCCUAUCACACUGAAUACACCCACCAUCAUGCCCAAACUCGCUUCAAUUCCUCUCACAACGGCACCACCUCACCCAGCCGUAACCGUAGUGACGUCACCAGUGGUUGCCAUGACACCAACACUGACUCCAAGCUCUCAGCUUCCUACUGUGUCGCAAGCACCUGCUACGCCUCAGUCGACACCUACUGGUGCAGGGACGAUUAGGCGAAGAGUUUCAGACAAGUGCAAUCUUCCCAUAUCAGCAGAAAUCCAAAGAAAUCGAGACUUCUACAAGAACACGGAUGUAAGGCCUCCAUUUACUUAUGCGUCACUGAUCAGACAGGCUAUCAUUGAGUCUCCGCACCGUCAGCUGACACUGAAUGAGAUCUACCAGUGGUUUCAGAACACGUUUGCAUACUUCCGACGUAAUGAGGCCACUUGGAAGAAUGCUGUGCGCCACAACCUUAGUCUUCACAAAUGUUUUAUGAGAGUUGAGAAUGUUAAAGGCGCUGUUUGGACAGUGGACGAGGUAGAAUUCUACAAACGGAGACCUCAAAAAUUGAGCGGGAGCUUGAAAAGUCCAUCGUUGUCAGACCCCUCAUCGAUAACGAGACACUGAAUGCAAGCCUACGGGCGGCUCUAGGCGAGGCCAGCAUGGCCAUGUUGACUGCUGCUCACAACCAGAUGACAGGACAAGAGAGCGGAGGAGGACCUGUCCAUGAAGAGCCUCAGUAACAGUCAAGAUGGCUGCUCCCCACCCU
Messenger RNA from Haliotis rubra (blacklip abalone), 2508 nucleotides. RefSeq names its product forkhead box protein P1-like. Bases 57 to 2366 code for a protein of 769 amino acids. The transcript has 14 exons. Gene Ontology annotation, molecular function: RNA polymerase II cis-regulatory region sequence-specific DNA binding; DNA-binding transcription factor activity, RNA polymerase II-specific. The record is from RefSeq and is a predicted model, not a curated record. Gene Ontology annotation, cellular component: nucleus. Gene Ontology annotation, biological process: regulation of transcription by RNA polymerase II. NCBI's taxonomy places the organism in Eukaryota, Metazoa, Mollusca, Gastropoda, Lepetellida, Haliotidae.